AUGCGCUACUUUGCAGCUUUCCUUCUGGCUCUAACCUGGUCUGCACAAGCCGCAGUUUUACCUCAACCAGUGGACAUUAAGGAUAGGGCUACUACCAGCUACCGGAAUGUGGCAUACUUUGCUAUCUACGGGCGGAACUUCAAUCCCCAAGAUCUUCCAGGAAACCAACUCACUCACGUGCUGUAUGCAUUCGCUAAUGUUCGGCCCGAGACUGGUGAGGUCUACCUUUCCGAUACUUGGUCCGAUACCGAUAAGCACUAUGCUACCGAUUCUUGGAACGAUGUUGGCACCAAUGUCUAUGGAUGCGUGAAGCAAUUGUUCCUUCAAAAGAAGAAGAAUCGCAAGCUGAAGGUCCUGCUGUCGAUUGGAGGCUGGACUUACUCGUCGAACUUUGCUCAGCCUGCUUCAACCGUUGCAGGAAGACAGAAGUUCGCUUCAAGUGCCGUUGAGCUGGUGAGGAAUCUCGGAUUUGAUGGACUCGAUAUUGACUGGGAGUACCCUGCGAAUGACGCACAGGCGAAUGAUAUGGUCUCAUUACUCGCAGAAGUCAGAUCGGCAUUGAAUGCAUACUCAACUAAUUAUGCCGGCGGACAACAUAUGCUGUUGACCGUUGCCUCCCCUGCCGGCCCAACCAACUACCAAAAGCUAAAGCUCGCUGCCAUGGACCAGUAUCUGGAUUUCUGGAACUUGAUGGCCUACGACUACUCUGGCUCCUGGGACACAAUAGCCGGACACAACGCCAACUGGGACCCAUCUACCUCUAACCCGGGCAGCACACCUUAUAACACUCACCAAGCAAUUAAAUACUACACGGCCAACGGGGUGCCCGCUUCCAAGAUCGUCAUGGGCAUGCCACUCUACGGACGCUCCUUUGCAAACACCGACGGUCCUGGCAAGCCAUUCUCCGGCGUUGGCCAAGGAACUUGGGAAGCUGGUGUCUAUGACUACAAAGCACUCCCUCAGGCUGGCGCAACCGUGUAUACCGACAACCAGAUCACCGCAAGCUGGAGCUACGAUUCUAGUCAGAGGUUCCUGGUGAGCUAUGAUACGCCCGCAAUUAUCCAGAAGAAGGCCGAGUAUAUUAAGAGCCAGGGGCUGGGUGGGGGAAUGUGGUGGGAGAGUAGUAGCGAUAAGACGGGGGGUGACAGUCUUGUUAGUACCUUUGUCAAUGCGGUCGGUGGUACCGGCGCCCUUGAUCAAAGUACGAAUCUUCUCAGCUUCCCGGGUACUAAAUACGACAACCUCAAAGCGCAAUUCCCGAGUGGUUAGACGAAUCCUUUACGACGGACCGUUGCGUGGCUCGGAUAUCUAGAAGCGUGCUACUUCACGCGUCUACAGACAACCUUCCGAACUUUACUUCUCUAUAUAUAUUCUCACUCUUAUCCUUGACGCCAGUUGAGCUGGCUGUUCUUUCGCUGCCAACUUUCUGCACAAUUCUUUUCGUUGCAACUCUUUAUAGCAUACAUAUAUCUGCUUUGUCCGACCGUUCUAUCUUUCAUCGAAUUUCCUACGUACAUGCAUU
Molecule: messenger RNA, 1522 nt
Organism: Lindgomyces ingoldianus
Lineage: Eukaryota; Fungi; Ascomycota; Dothideomycetes; Pleosporales; Lindgomycetaceae
Product: glycoside hydrolase
Exons: 8
Coding region: 1-1269 (422 amino acids)
Biological process (GO): carbohydrate metabolic process; chitin catabolic process
Cellular component (GO): extracellular region
Molecular function (GO): chitin binding; chitinase activity
Source: RefSeq, a predicted model, not a curated record